CAGAAACAGAAACGAGGGAUGAUAUCAAAAGUCUUUGGAAGAGUACUGUGAAAGACGAGAGAAGAAACGGGCGGCCGACUCGAAUCUGGGACACGAGUCCCUGUGUAGUCGCGGAGAAAAGAAGCGGAUAAAAUGAUCAAAGUUUUGCCCCUUAUGGCGAAUGAGAAUACUGGUGGGGGAAAAGUACUCAAGGCGCAAUUCGUUUCGUGUAUUUAUUUUUUAUUCUUCUUUGGCUCUGCCGCCGCCCGGAGUGUCCGCCAAGUCGUGUCGAGUGUGUUUGCUCGUCUGUCCGGGUUGUUUGCCGCUGGUGCUGGGGGUACCGAUAUGGGCGGGAUUGGCGUAUCUUGUUUUUUCUUAUGUGCGUUUGCAUCGCACUAUGUGUCUCGAGGAGGGUAAUAGAGUUAUCUUCCUCGCAGCUGUCAUUUAAGCAAAAAAUAAUAAGGAAAAGAAAAAUUAUCAUAAAGCAUCAAGUU
This is a messenger RNA of Colletotrichum navitas, 473 nucleotides long. RefSeq lists its product as uncharacterized. Lineage: Eukaryota; Fungi; Ascomycota; Sordariomycetes; Glomerellales; Glomerellaceae. The record is from RefSeq and is a predicted model, not a curated record. Bases 161 to 427 code for a protein of 88 amino acids. The transcript has a single exon.